AUGCCACUAGUCCACUCGAUCAUCGUGGCACAAAUGACGCUCCCAUGGCGGCCAUACGAGAACCUCACCCGUGUGCUACUGAUGAACCAGCCCCUACCUUCCUUCUCUGAGCUCAUAUGGACGCUCCGCAGAUGUCCCUCCUUGGACACGUUGGGCCUCGGACUUAGUGGGUCUACCGUGCACGCGAACUUUGCUAGCUAUCUCACCGCGUCCUUUGAGGGCUCGGAGGACGUUGCGCCCAUUGAGUUUCCGCACCUGAACAAUAUGAUACUUGCCGCGCAUCAUGACGUCGCGGCGCCGCUACUUCGCUUGUUGCACUACCCACCAUCGUCGUCCACCGUGUUGAUGCUGAAGCACACGCCACGCUCGCGCGUCACCUCCUCGCACAAUGCCGUAGCGCACGUCACGCGCGCAGCACUCGAGUGCUACUACAUCGAGGAGUCUCAGAUCCUCAACCUGACCGCGCUGACGUGCCAGCCCGCGGUGCAAGUGCACUGGGAGUGGCAGGAGGGCGUCGACGCGUUCGAAGACCCGGCACGAAUGGCGCACAUCGCAGACCUCGUGCGCUUCGCGGGCGUGCAGCACCUGCGCAUCCGCAAACUACAGUACCCGCUCUACCGCCAGGACUGGCUGCACAUCCUCGCGCAGAUGCCCGCGCUGACGGCCGUCGAGCUGAACUCGUGCAUCGCGGACGAGCCGACGCUGUUCGACGCGCUUGCGCGCACCACGACGGGCCCUGCGGGCGAGCCGUGUCUCGCGGUGUGCCCGGCACUCGCGGAAUUCGAGUUCUGCGAGGGGCACGAGUACGGUAUGGAGGCGCUCGAGGCGAUGGUAGCGUGCUUCGAGCGGCGGCGCGAGCUCGGCACGUUAGCAGGCAGGCUUGAGGGCCUGAUCGAGGUCUUUCUGAAAACUUACCUUGAAGCCCUUUACCCUUGGUGGGGUCACUCUUUGUUAUUGGUGACGGUGUUGGUGCUGGUAAAGUUAUUGCAGGUGCUCGUGCUGGUGUUGGUAAUGGGCUUCCCCUCUUGGUCGGACAUGGUCAAAUGUGUCGUAGAGGCGACUAAGUUGUGGGUGUGA
Messenger RNA from Postia placenta MAD-698-R-SB12, 1077 nucleotides. RefSeq lists its product as hypothetical. The coding region runs from base 1 to 1077 and encodes 358 amino acids. The transcript has 3 exons. The record is from RefSeq and is a predicted model, not a curated record. Lineage: Eukaryota; Fungi; Basidiomycota; Agaricomycetes; Polyporales; Adustoporiaceae.